AUGAUACCAUGCAUUAACUGGCUGCAGCCUUUCCUUGCCUUGAUCUCCUCCACUUUGCUUACACGAGGCCACAACUGUCCAUCCAGCUGUUUGUGUCCAGACCAUCACACUGUGGACUGCACUGGCAAAGGUCUAACCAGAGUCCCAGACUCCAUCCCUCUGGAUGUUCGCCGUCUCCUGCUCUCCAACAACUGGAUUCACUGGAUCCCUUUUGACUUCUUGGUCCUCUACAGUGAUCUAGUCUACCUGGACCUGAGGAAUAACUCCCUCUCCCAGCUGGAGCCAGGGACCCUGAGCACCUCCUCUAGAUUAGUCUACCUCGACCUGGGGAGCAACAAUCUGACAGAAAUCUCAUCUGGAACAUUUGGGGAGUCCAGGAGUCUGAUCAAACUUCGACUGGGGAACAACCCCUACCUAAACAUGGUGGGACGGGAUGCUUUUGCAGGGCUGACAUCUUUGAGAGAGCUGGAACUGGAGAAGAAUGGACUAACAGCCCUGGACGUCGUGGUCCUGGAAUCUUUGCCCUCCCUUCGGAUGCUGCGUCUGGAGGGCAACCCCUGGCUCUGCAACUGCCACUUUGCCAAACUGUUUUUAUGGCUGACAGAGAACCAACACAAGCUCCCAAAGGGUAUGGAGGGGAUAGAGUGCUCCCUGCCUCUGGACGGGCGUCGUAUUCCUCUAAGUUUGUUGUCUGAAGAUAGUUUUCGGGAGUGCCGUGGUACCCUCACCCUCACUGACUACCUCAUCGUCAUCUUCUCUGGUAUCUCCGUCUCAGUGGCAGCCAUCGUGGCCAGCUUCUUCCUCGCUUCCACAGUACACUGCUUCCAGCGUCUUAGCAAAGGCAGCGAAGGAGAUGAGGAGGAAGGCAAUGACUGA
Messenger RNA from Epinephelus fuscoguttatus (brown-marbled grouper), 876 nucleotides. It is a transcript of the gene lrrc38a, whose product is annotated as leucine rich repeat containing 38a. Lineage: Eukaryota; Metazoa; Chordata; Actinopteri; Perciformes; Serranidae. The coding region runs from base 1 to 876 and encodes 291 amino acids. The record is from RefSeq and is a predicted model, not a curated record. Gene Ontology annotation, molecular function: transmembrane transporter binding; voltage-gated potassium channel activity; potassium channel activator activity. Gene Ontology annotation, cellular component: voltage-gated potassium channel complex. The transcript has 2 exons.